UGGUUUGAUAUGAGACGUCAAAUACAGAGGCAAACGUUCAGUAAGCGGGCUACUUUCCAAAUGGUUUAUUAUAGAAAGUGAUGAGUUAGAUAAGUACCUGAAAUUGUAAUUUUAUUUUUUUUAAUUGAAUAGGACUGUCACAUAAACAUGGAACAGGAAUUUGAAGACAUGGAUUCAGACGGCCGGUGGCAGAAUCUAUACAUAGAAAUUCGGAAUCAGUCCCAUGAAUGUCCAUUUAAAGUUGCUAAAUAUCCAGAAAAUCGGAACAGAAACAGAUAUAGAGAUGUCAGCCCAUUUGAUCACAGUCGUGUCAAACUGAAGAACUCGGACAACGACUACAUCAACGCAAGUUUAGUGUUCAUGGAAGAAGCACAAAGAAGUUACAUUUUAACUCAGGGGCCUCUAAGGAACACCUGUGGACACUUCUGGUUGAUGAUCUGGGAGCAGAGGACCAAGGCCAUCAUCAUGCUCAACAGAGUGAUAGAAAAAGGAGCAGAAAAGUGUGCCCAGUACUGGCCGACACAGGACGAGCGGAAAAUGUCUUACAGAGACACGCGCUUCCUAGUGACGCUAGUUUCUGAGGACAUCAAGUCGUACUACACCACCAGAGUGCUGGAGCUAGAGCAUGCUGACACGGGGGAGAAGAGGGAGCUGUAUCACUUUCAUUAUACCACCUGGCCCGAUUUCGGCGUUCCGGAAUCCCCAGCAUCGUUCCUCAACUUCCUGUUCAAGGUGCGAGAGUCAGGCUCCCUGGGGGAAGACCACGGGCCGGCUAUCGUACACUGCAGCGCUGGGAUUGGCCGGUCGGGAACUUUCUCUCUGGUGGACACCUGUCUUGUCCUGAUGGAGAAGAGGAAAGACCCAUCUGUGGACAUCAAAAACAUCCUGCUGGACAUGAGGAAGUAUCGGAUGGGCCUCAUCCAGACUCCGGACCAGCUGCGCUUCUCCUACAUGGCCGUCCUCGAGGGAGCCAAGUACAUUAUGGGAGACUCCUCUGCACAGAAACGGUGGCGUGAGCUGUCGAAUGAGGACCAGGAGCCUUUGUCUGACUCCCCGCCACCCGCAAGCCCCCAGACCGUGUGUCCGGACAGGUACAACGGAAGCAAAGGGCCCCACCAAGAAGAAAGUGGGGACACUGAAGUGGACCACAAGGCCACCGCCGAGGUCACCUGCAAGGAACAAGAUGUGGAUGGGAUCAUAGCCAAUGUGCGCAAGAGACACAGAGAUGAGAGGAUAUUCAACUCCACACCCCAACAAGCCAACCAACCAACAAAGUCCAAGAUAACAGAUUCAGAAAAGAAGAGGAAAAGGUCAAGAACCAGUGAUACCUAACUCACUCCACCAGUGGCCCCAGACCAGAGUGCUGACAGCAAAGACAACUUCAGCAGGGAUUUCCCAUCCAACCCUUUCUUUGUCUCAUGCUUUUCCCACCUUUUCUCCCUUCAUUCCUUACCCAAUCUUUCACCUUUCUCUCAAUUUUCAACAUUCACCUAACCAUCUUUGAGCCUUAUGCCUCUCAUACCAAAAAAAACACCUGGCUCUACAACCCCACCUAACCCACACAUCACCAUCUUGUCCCACCCCACAUCCUUCUGUACAGUUUACAGAACAUGCUUCGACAUUCUUUGGAGGAAGAACAUUUGAACAAUGAACACCAGCCUAUUACCUGGAGCUGUUAAGUGGAGUAGGUCACAAUAAUGCAUCGACAGGGAUAGGAAUGUCUAUGCUUCUGUUUUUACCUUGUUUUGUGGGCCACCCCUAUUUUGCUUUGAAUUUACUGACGAAGGCUGAACAACUUAUCUGAAAUGGGGGCUAUACAUUGUCAUUUUGUAAUGUUUGUAGGAGGUAUUUUUAGAGAACAGAGACAAAAAAAUAUGAAAUGUUAUAUUUUUUAUAAGAAAUUACUUGAAAUUUCCUAUUGUGAGAGAGGAUGAAAGUAAAGUGUUCGCACCAUGUGCAAGGACUUAAGUGGCAUGUGUUUUCAUGUACAUAGUGUUUUUUUAAUGACGCGUGAAAAAAAUAUUUUGGAUUUAUGAAAUAUUUUGGAUUGAUAAAAUCAUACAUUGCAUUUGUUUGAAAAGAAGACCUGCUUUUAAUACUGGGUUUCCUUUUAAUUUAAUUGUCAAGUCUUACAUUUCCUGUUCUCUAGAGUGUAAUCUAAGAAUAAAAAUGGCUUGAAAACUAUGAAUUAACUGUUCAGGAAGUGAUAAAGCAAAAGGAUAAAUGAUUCUCUUCUGAGAGACAAUUUGACUAUUUAAAAUCUGGACAAUUAAAAAUAAAAAGACAUUUCACUGAA
Molecule: messenger RNA, 2296 nt
Organism: Hypomesus transpacificus
Lineage: Eukaryota; Metazoa; Chordata; Actinopteri; Osmeriformes; Osmeridae
Gene: ptpn2b
Product: protein tyrosine phosphatase non-receptor type 2b
Exons: 10
Coding region: 148-1332 (394 amino acids)
Biological process (GO): protein dephosphorylation
Molecular function (GO): protein tyrosine phosphatase activity
Source: RefSeq, a predicted model, not a curated record